GCACAACAGAGAUUGAGGACAAGCAAUUCCUCGGCCGUGCUCUGUAUCUUACUCCGUCAUAUAUUCUCAUCCAACUAUCCCGAUCUCGAACCCCACGUUGGUACGUGAGCCGCUUGAGCACAGCUAGCCCUGCAUGAUGGUCUCUCGCCUGUAGCUGAACGAGGCUCAACUCCGGAGUGUUACUACUACCAAUGGAGAGCAAGCUUGAGUUUAUAAAUCUGUCACAUCCUUCGCAAGGGUCUUCCUCCAAGCUACAACGCCGCGCGUACUCACAUGCCGCUCGAGUAUCUCAUGCUAGAGCGAAGCAUGCUCGCAAAGCCGCGAAUCAGGCCGACAAUGUGGAGCCGAGUAUUCCGCCUAUGAAGAAAAGUCAAGCCGGUGAAGCUACAGAGCGGAGAGACAACUGUUUGGUCGAAAUUGUACCCGAGAGUCACCCUGCUGUGUUCCCCGAUCCUGUUGAUCAGCUCACAUCCAGUCGGCGGGAUCCCUUUGGAUGCUUUGCUAGGCCGGUUUCGCCACUGGAGCACUACCUCUUUGAUCAUUAUGUCACAAUAGUCACUACCCAAUAUGGUUCCAAGUGCAUGAUACUCAAAGAUACAAGCAUUCACCACCACCAGCUACGGAUAAGCUGGAUCCAGCUGGCCAUAUCCAACGUGGGCAUGUUGAGCACAACGUUCUUGUCCACCUGUCGCCAUUUACAUGAAGCCUACCAGAAUGAAGAAUACAUUACUUUGGCGAUGCAGUAUAGAAUCCUCUGCAUUCGCGCUAUUAGAGAUGCCAUUGAUGCUGGGAAUUGCUCGGCGAGAGACUCGAUAAUUGCCACGAUUAUAUCUUUGACAUUAGACGAGAUACAAGCUGGCAAUAUAGCUGCAUCAAGGCAGCAUGUACGUGGGCUUGCAGAAAUAGUCCACUCCUCUGGAGGGGCGCAAACCCUUGGCAUGAAUGGCCUACUGAAGCAUCUAUUUGAGAAAUUGGCGUAUGACAUGGGGCUUCUUCUCGACGAAGAAACAAGUUCAGUAGGGCUCAUCGAUUAUGUUGCUCAAGGCGGGAUUAAUAUGCCGAGCAUCGCUACUUAGAGAUAGGGUUCGCAUCUACAAUCUGGCAAGCUAUGUUGUCAUCUGCCAUGAUCAGAUAAUUCCGAUAUACUUAUACAACGUCUC
Molecule: messenger RNA, 1160 nt
Organism: Trichoderma harzianum CBS 226.95
Lineage: Eukaryota; Fungi; Ascomycota; Sordariomycetes; Hypocreales; Hypocreaceae
Exons: 3
Coding region: 192-1076 (294 amino acids)
Source: RefSeq, a predicted model, not a curated record